AUGGCCAUUGCUUCUCCACGUUCACGGCCGUCGGACAUACUCGCCGAGCAAGUGUCCGACGGUGAUGAGGCUGACAGCGGGGCACCCCUGUCAGGGUCGCCUGUGAAGCGGCACAGCAGCCGGUUGAGCGCCGCACUCAGUAGACUCAACUUUCGACCGUCGCACGGGAAUCAGCACGGAGGUGGGGGGAGUGGAACAGGGUCCGGGUCCGGGUCAGGGCCAGGGACAGGGAUAGGAUCAGGGGCAGGAGCAAAGGGAGGAGGAAGCAGCAGCAGAGUCAGCCAUGACCUCGACCACAGCGAGAGUGCCGAACUUGGGCUCGACCUUCACGGCCAUGGACUGUCGAAGGGCAAUAAGGGCUCCAAGAACAACAGCAAGCUGAGCAGCGGCAAGCACACGCCCACGUCCAAGGAAGCCACGGGCGACUUUGCCGACUUUUUGAGAGGCGAAGAGAUCAAAGCGGCCCUUGCAAAGGAAAAGGAGAAGGAGAUCAAGCGAGACCUCAAGCUGGCAAAACACCCGACAAAGGGAAAGAAGGCCCAGGGUGGGUCCACCUUUGGCGGCAAGGGUAAGGUGCGCACGCCCGAGCAGCGCUUCCAAUCCGGAAAGGCAAACGAGGACGAGAUUGCAGGCCCGCCAGAGCCGACUCUCGAAGAAAAGGGCUACUUUCCGGGCGAUUGGCGCCACCACGGUCACUGGGAGAGUAAGCGCACACUGGGGUCACGUCCGACGUCGCAGCACGAACGUGAAGGGGGAGAACGUGGGUUCAGCCUCGCUUCCAUUGCUCCCUGCGGCCCCAUUUCGGACAGCGAGGAUGAGAUGGAUGGUGCGCUGGACAACGACGACGACGCCACCGAGGGCGGUCAUCAUUCGGCCGGCUCGUCGCCGAAAGCGCGACGGAUCCCGCUGCACCGUCGCAAGUCGUCAUCGGCCGUCUCCACUGCUUCGUCCUCGUCUUCGUCGAGUGACAACAUCCUGCAGCCAGUUGAAAGCGCGCCUGACGCCUCCGUCGUCAGCCUCAAGAGCUGGCAGUCGCAGGACUCGUCCAGCAAGAGUCUAGCCAGUGGCGGCGCCAACCCCGCGCUCCAGAAGCCUCUGCUGGAGCUCGAGGAACUGGAGUUGGACUCGUUUAUCAAGAAUUUUGGCCGGCACACGCGGGAGAUUCGCGUACCGCAGAGCGCCAAUUUUCCCCGUCGGCGUCUGCCACGGUGGGAAGACUUCAAGGUUCCUGCGGGGGAAGAGGCGCUAGCGAGAGCCCAAGGCAAGCGCGUCACCGUUCUCACCCACGUCGACCGAGGCCUCAAAGCCAUGGCCGAGUCCGAGGGCCAGGGUGUGCCCCUGCCUAGAUCAGCGCCAAAGGACAAGACUGGCAAGAAGGCCAAAGAAGCACAACUUGCCCACGCCUUGGACUUGGCUGCCAAAUCAGCAGAGCACCAGCGACAACAGCAGCCGCAGCAUCAGCCCGCCCAGCAGAUCCAACAGUCGCCUUCGCAGCAGAGAGUCACAUUUGCAGCCGAUCACCCAUUGGAGAAGAAGGGCAGCAUCGAACGGCCAGAGUCGCCCGAGAUGGCGUUGGCGGGUCUGAAGCAGCGCAACCUUGAAAAGGAUGAGAAGCUGGCUAAAAAGCAGGAGAAAGAGACGGCCGGCCACGGCGAGGAAGAUGAGCUCGAUGGCGGCGUCGUCGGGGUGCACGACUUUGGCGGCAUGAAUAUUCAUGACGCUGAGGGCGAGCUGAGGCCGUCGCGCGAUGAGACUGGUCUUGGCGACGAAGACUGGGAGGUGCUCAACAAGGCGGCGGCAGCUUCUGAAGAAAUCCACGCGCCGGAGGACGAAAAGGUCGACAGUGUCGCCUGGGCGAUUGCAUACAUCCUCGCCCUCGUCGAGCGGUAUGCGCCUGAAGAACUCGACAAUUCGCCCGAUCAGACGUACCGAGAAGGCAGACUCCGGAGUCAUGUCGAGCGUCUCUACCUCAUCGCACCUUUCUGGGAGCGAUUCCUCUAUGGAAUUCGGAGAGUGUAUCGAUGGGACAAUCCAAAGAGGACGAGCACGUUUGCGAUGGUAUACUUCACCCUCUGGUACGCAGACUUGAUUCCUACGGCCUUUGGAUGCAUCAUCAUCUACUAUAUUCUCCAAUUUCGCUUCUUUCCGCCCUCGGCCUCUUAUCUCCACGAGCAGGUGCGCGCACGCAUGGCUCGAGGGAUCGAGGCUGAUCGCUUGGCCGAGAGGCUCCGAAGGCGAAGCAGACUCGAUGUUCUUGAACUGUACAAGCGAUUCGUCAUUUCCUACGGCUCGGCCUCGAUGAUUGCCUGCGGCGACGUGGCCGACUUUCACGAAAAAGUGAAAAACCUCAUUCUCUGGCGCAAUCCAGCAGCCACCUGGAGAACACUGACACUCUUUGCCAUCACGACGACGCUCGUCACCAUCGUCCCCGCACACCUGGUCUGGAAGGCCAUCUUCUUCUUUUUGGGCAUGACUUUUUUCAUCCUCCUCCCGCUGCAGUCGCACUACCCACGCUUCAGGCGUCCGCUCAGUCCCAUCUGGUGGGCCCUCUGGGGGACACCGACCGACGGUCAGUUUGCUGUCCAGCUGCUCCGCCGUCGACACUUGGAGCGUCAACGAGCCAAGCACCCGCCUCCGCCCAAGGGAUUUGGGGCCGAUGGCGAUGGUCUGGACGAGCACAAUGGCGGAGCCGGCAGCCACUCGCCCAGCAAGAAGAAGAAGUCGGCCCAUCGAUCGCAGGCGGCUCACGCCGUCGCAUACGGCUCUAUGCGCCCUCUCCGCGACGAUGACGAAGGCCUGCUCGACCUCGAGGACACGCGCUUGUCCAAAUCGGGCGAGCUUACGCGCAAGCCUCGGAAGCUCGGCUCCUUUUUCUGCCAACACCACGGCGUGCCAGGCCACCUGCAUGUCACGACAAAGAUGCUCUACUUUGUCGCACUGCACUCCCAGGUCGGUCCAGGGUCGAGCCACAAGACGUGCAAGACGCCCCUCGAAGACAUCGCAGGCCUCGUCAAGACAAAAUCCAUCCGACUCUUUGUCUGGAGCUCCUCUGGGCUGCAAGUGGUGCGCGCCAACAAGAGUUCCCUCUUUUUUUCAAACAUGCCCCAUCGCGAUAAUGCCUUUAAUCUCCUGCUCGCCUGUGGCUCCGAAGUAUGGAGCAGGCGUUAA
This is a messenger RNA of Acaromyces ingoldii, 3168 nucleotides long. RefSeq lists its product as hypothetical. Bases 1 to 3168 code for a protein of 1055 amino acids. Lineage: Eukaryota; Fungi; Basidiomycota; Exobasidiomycetes; Exobasidiales; Cryptobasidiaceae. The transcript has 3 exons. The record is from RefSeq and is a predicted model, not a curated record. Gene Ontology annotation, biological process: negative regulation of toll-like receptor 9 signaling pathway; apoptotic process.